Molecule: messenger RNA, 2635 nt
Organism: Stegostoma tigrinum
Lineage: Eukaryota; Metazoa; Chordata; Chondrichthyes; Orectolobiformes; Stegostomatidae
Gene: cdc42ep3
Product: CDC42 effector protein (Rho GTPase binding) 3
Exons: 2
Coding region: 1263-2042 (259 amino acids)
Source: RefSeq, a predicted model, not a curated record
UACGUAAUGUUUCUCUCUCCUCCCUUAAAUAAUUUUUGUCACCUUUCCAAUCAAAUGGGCGAAAUUCUAGCAUCUGAGAAAUUCUGCAGUAUCAAUAUGCGAAAAGAAAUGCCUUGCGACAAUGCUGUUCGUCUCUGUUUGAAAUGACAGGUCUAAAACGACGAUCGGGACCGUCGCUCUUGCGCGUAUAAAAGUUAAUUCAAUUCCUCACCCCCCUUCACUCUCCACCUCUUCGGAGCUGAGACAAGCAAAACCAACAGCUGCAGCAUCUGUAUCUCCAUCUUCCAGGACUCGCUCGCUUCUCUUCCUCUUCCUCGCCGCCUUUCUCGGACUCCGCUCCGGCCCGAACUGACUAAGUUCUUUCCGCACUUGUUCCUCCAGGCGAGGCACGGCCUCCUUCAGGCUUUGCACCUCGCCCUUCACCUCCUCCAGGCUGCGGAUCAGCCCGCUCAGCGUCUCCAAGAUGUCGGCGUGACGCGGGGAGGGCGGCCUGGGGCCGGAGGCUUUUAAACGGUUGCGAAACUCGGCCCGACUCCUCAUUGCGGUGAUGCUGCCUUCGUUCUCUUUGGUCCUUCGAUACCAGGAGACCGCCAGCGUGAGGCCGGCCACUCCGAUUCCCACCCCUGCUAACAAGCCCAAUAACAGGGCCUUGCCAUCGGUUGACUGCGUCAUGCCCGCGAGCGCUAGCCGUUGCUAUAGUCCGUUAGAAGUGAGCGCGAGCAGCAUCGACAAUCUGGAAUCUAGUCGCCAGCUGCUGAUCCUCACAUUCACCUUCAUACAAAACAACUCGCUGUUGUUAGCUCCAACAAAACAACUUCUGCCGUUGUCUGCUGUCACACGCGGUUAAUAACCGCCCACUCGGAAUUCUCUACUCCCGGCUGCAACAGCCUAUUUUUGCACCGUGAGUGACAGCAGGAAAGCGAAAGUAUAUUGAGCACUCACAGAGAUCACCUCGUGUUUGUCAGGGAGCCAGCUGUUCCAGGUUUUGAGUCAUAUAACCGAUAAGGACGUCAGAUUUUAUAGAGCUACCCACGUUCGUGUUUGCCUUCCUUCUCUUUCACUGUAGAAGAAAGAAUACCUGUCAGAAGCUGAAAAGGUUUCAUAAACUGGCAAUGAGAUUGGUUUCUCUUCAAAAUAAUAAUAAUUCAGUGCAAAGAAGCAGAGGAGACGAAACCUGAAGCCUUUUUCACUAGGAAGAUUUUUAUUGGUACCUGUGAGGAAAAUUGGAUGUAUCUGGACAUUUUCCUAACCCUGCCUGAGAGAUGCCAGCCAAAACACCAAUUUACCUGAAAACAACCAACAACAAGAAAGGCAAGAAAUUUAAGCUGAGAGACAUUUUGUCCCCGGACAUGAUCAGCCCUCCUCUUGGAGACUUCCGCCACACCAUUCACAUUGGCAAUGGAGGGGAGCAUGAUGUUUUUGGGGACAUUUCAUUUCUCCAAGGGAAGUAUGAUCUAUUGCCUGGAAAUCAAGGCCAGGCAAAGCUUAGUCAAUAUGGAGGGCACAGUGAAUUCUCAAGGGCAAACAGUACCCCAAAUUCUACUUUCUCUGAGAUGCCCUCACCUGUGCUGAAGAAUGCCAUAUCGCUUCCUAGUAUUGGCGGAUCUCAAGCACUCAAUCUUCCUCUACUAACUACUGUAACCUUUGUUUCAAAGCGGGAUUUCUCGGCCCCUCCCAAGCCCCCUCGACUCCACCCAGCCACUGAACAGCAUAUGCCAGAAAAGGAUGAGCACUGUGGGAAUGGGCACGUUAUUACAGAAGGAGGAGAAGUGAAGAAGUGUCCAAUGGUAUUACAGAAUGGCGAAGCCAGCAUCAAUCACUCGCAUAAAUUUCUUGGACAUUCUAGAGAGUGUAAAAUCAUGGAGGAAGAUUCCGCUCAUAGCACUAUACAGUGUGAAAUGACAAGAAUGAACAAUUCAUCAGAGGAUACCCUCCUCAAUCUCACCGGCUCACUGCUCUCCCUUCAGCUGGAUCUCGGACCUUCAAUUUUAGAUGAUGUACUCAACGUUAUGGACAGAAAGCACCAGAUGGAAAUCAAAUAACAAGCAAUUCUCAACAAAAGUUAACAAUGAAGAUCUUGGACCUCUUUCAUAAUACAUUUGAACCACAGAACCUGUAUAUGUGCUUACUGAACUUGAGGGUGAAAAGUCAAUGUUUCCCGCCUGCUUCUUAGAAAUGGACUCAGCGUCGUCUGCAGUCGUCAUUUGGUCCGAAGAGCAUGAAGGACUGCUGUUUGGCUGUGAUACAAUUUUCAGUGCGCAUUUAUGCAGAAUGACUUCUCAACAAUCUUUGCCCACAUGUUCAACAGAGGGGCAGUGAGUUCAUGUUUGUGCAGUGUAACUGGGUCUUGCUGAACCUUUUCAAUGGCUUGUCAGAAUUCUGACACUAGAGCAGAGCAUUUUUUUGUGCAAAUUGACUUGGUGUGUUUGGUGCAUCCGUGUAUCCAUCCUUCAUUCAGGCAAUUGUUAAAAUUUAAUUUCUUUACAACUGUAAUGGUAGUUUACAACUAUCUCUGUUUUUGUCAACUAUCGCUUGCUCUUCAAAGAAAUUUGUUUUUGUGAAACAUUGCUUAAAUGUACAUGUUACUUGAAACAAGUGCAACAUCUGACAACAAUAAAGAAAUAAUUAUGGGAUA